GCCGCCGGGAAGGACUCCAAGCUCCAGCAUGCCCCGUGCGCCCCGCCUCGCCGCUGGCUCAGCCGCCCGGGAAAAUGGCGCGUGCCCGCAGCAGCUCCACUCCGUGGACUGAGAACCUGUAGAUGCCCGGAACCGAGGGGGGACCCUGAUUCAAACCACCUCCAAUCCCUUUCUCGCUGGCUUCGUCAUCAGAGCGGAUUCCCCUCGCUUUCCGCCCUUUGCUCCUUGAACGGCAAGAAGGCUCGGCGACCCACCAGCUGGCUGCGAUGGACACGGAUCCACCGCUGCAACUGCGCGUCUUCAACCUCAAUUGCUGGGCGAUUCGCUACUUGAGCAAGCUGCGGCAGGAGCGCAUUGGGCUGAUUGGCGACACGCUUAGCCAGGAGGGGUUCGACCUGGCACUCUUACAGGAGGUGUGGAGCGAGAGGGACUAUUGUGAGCUGAAACAGAAGCUGACUGUCUGCUACCCCUACUCCCACUACUUCAAAAGCGGGGUGAUUGGCAGUGGGCUCUGCGUGUUCUCCAGAUACCCAAUCCUGGACACCUUCCUAUACCAGUACUCCCUGAAUGGCUACCCCUACAUGCUCCAGCAUGGGGACUGGUUCUGCGGCAAGGCCGUGGGGCUCCUCGUCAUCAAGAUCUGUGGGAUUAUCUUCCAUGUGUAUGUGACCCACCUCCUUGCGGAGUACUGCCGGGACAAGGACGUUUACCUCCCCCAUCGAGUGGUGCAGGCCUGGGAGCUGGCUCAGUUCAUACAACACACCUCGAAGGGAGCGGACGUGGUGCUGGUCGGUGGGGAUUUGAACAUGCACCCCGGGGACGUGGGGAUCCGGCUGCUGCGAGGCUGGACAGGGCUGCGGGACUCCUUUGCCGACACAGAGAGGUUCGAGGGCUGCGAGGACGGCUACACCCUGGUCCCAGCCAACUGUUUCAUCAACAAGGAGGAGCUGCAGCCCUUCCCGCUGGGAAUCCGCAUCGACUACGUUCUCUACAAGGGACUGUCUCGCUUUGUGGUGAAAUGUGACAGCCUCAUGACCACCACGGGCACCGCCCCUGGCAAGAGCAUUCCCUACUCGGACCACGAAGCCGUUAUCGCUACACUGUGUGUGAAGCCACGAGAGGAGGCCAAGGCCUCGAGCAGCAGCGCAGUCGAGCCGGAGCUGGUGGACGUGGUGAACGAGGCCCGGACAGAGGUGAGGGUGGGGCUGCAUGCCGCCGAGCACCAGCGCUACUCCAACGGCCGCAUGGCCAUCCUGGCCCUGCUCCUGCUGCUCCUGCAGGCGGCCAUGGGCCUGAGCUCCCUGGUGGGCUGGGAUUCCCCGCAGCCCUUCCCCAAGUUCUCCUUCUCCCUGCUGAGUUUGCUGGCCACGGUGGUGCUGCUGCUCUCGAUGGUGCUGUACGUCUUCCACACCAUCGAGGUGAAGAUGCUGCAGGGGACGGAGGAGCAGAUGAGGCUGGCGCUCCAGGCGCUGCAGGACAAGCUCAGCUCCAUGUAGGACAGCGGCGGGGGGGAUCAAGAGGCUCCUGGGCGCUCAGUGGAUGGCGCUGCCAGCUGCCGGCGACUGCCCUGGAGAGCAGGGGAAGGGCAGGCGGUUUCCUUUGCACUGGAUUGCUCCACAGACCUUUUUAUAGUUAACUUGAUUUUUAAACAAGCGGCAUUACUGAGCAUUUGGUAUCUUACUGAUUACAGCAGGUUUUCUAUCGCUGCCUUUUAGAGUUAAAUAAACUUUCUGAACAGAU
Molecule: messenger RNA, 1740 nt
Organism: Malaclemys terrapin pileata
Lineage: Eukaryota; Metazoa; Chordata; Testudines; Emydidae
Gene: SMPD2
Product: sphingomyelin phosphodiesterase 2
Exons: 11
Coding region: 267-1496 (409 amino acids)
Cellular component (GO): cytoplasm
Molecular function (GO): sphingomyelin phosphodiesterase activity
Source: RefSeq, a predicted model, not a curated record